Molecule: messenger RNA, 4158 nt
Organism: Bemisia tabaci
Lineage: Eukaryota; Metazoa; Arthropoda; Insecta; Hemiptera; Aleyrodidae
Molecular function (GO): protein binding
Source: RefSeq, a predicted model, not a curated record
CCCCGGAGACAAGUCCACCCUCCUUAUGCACCCUCCGCCGCUAAAGGGGCUCGAUGCUAGGACGAGAGCGUCACCGUACCGUACAUUUCUGAGAUUUUCAAAUCAACCGAAUUGACAAAAAUGUACAUGUCGUUAAACAUUUUGCAAUUAUCAUACUCAGACGUUGCGUGUGUGUCGCCUGUCGAAUAAUUUCAUCCGUGUUCACAUCGCUUUCACAGUGAGAUCACUUACUACAACCUCUACUCACCACUUGAGAACUAAUCAGAUUUCUCAUGGAUGUUUACUUACGGUGACGACAGAACGGCUCAGCUAAGGAUUCAAGAUCAGAUAACUUUUUAACAGACCUGCGCUCAGUAUGUCAGACUUGAAGGAUGAUAAAUCAUCAAAUUAUGAACCGGAAUCCCGCAAAAAGGCCGAGUUUUCCGAUUGGCUCAGCGCUCUUCAAAGGUACGUAAAGGAUACUCAGGUGACUUUUUUAGACCUGAGUGACCGAGAUCUCACCGGCGAUCAAUGUGAAAAAGUUCUGGAAAUCGUCGCCACCUCGGCAGUCACUAAGUUGAAUCUAGGGGGAAAUAGUUUACACUCGAAAGCUUUGCAAUUGCUCAAGACAACUGAACUUCAGGAACUUGACCUCAAGGGAUGUUCCAUGGCCGCAGACUGCUUCAUUCAGCUCCUGACGAUUUUAAAGGACACGCGCAUCACUUGCCUUCAUUCCAUCAACGGCUGUAACGCCGACGCCAAUGCAAUAUUCAAAAUGAGCCCGAAUGACGUCGAAAAACUUAAGGAUAGUCUGGCAAAAUGUUGUCUUGAAACGUUGAGUAUCAAUCGUAUCUCAAGUAUACCUCAACUCAUUCAAGCAUUACCUUUGAAUUUAAUAACAAACUUACAUGCCGAAAAUAUCUCUGAGGAGCAAUGGCCCUCAUUUUUCCACUCUUUGAACAGAUCGAUUAAAAGCCUUAGCCUUCGGAAUUUUCCAAUUCGAGACUAUAAUAUGCGUUUGUUUAACUCUAAACUAGAAAUUUUAGCGGCUGAAACUCUCGAAAGCCUUAAAAUGCACUCAAACACGUCGAUCACAACCGUGUUUUUGGAUGAAUUAAAACACUCGAAAAUUGCUCAUUUAGAAAUAAAUUUAAAUUGCAUGCCAGGUAGUCAUCUAUCAUAUAGUCAUCUUGAGAGCUGCUUAAAAUCGGGCGCAAUCAAAUUUUUGAGCCUCGCCAGUAUGAUUUGUGAUCUCUCGAGAGACGAGUGGGCUUGUUUUACUGGAAAUUUGAAAGAAUCCUCAGUAGAGACUUUACUCUUAAAGUUUUGUAAAUUACAAGAUGAGCAAGGAGAACAACUGAUGGAUGGCUUAAAAGGCUCGAAAGUUUCCAAACUAGACCUGUCAUCCAAUCUCCUUCAGACGCGGACAGCUGAGGCUUUUUCACGCACAUUAAAGGACACAAAUUUGACUGAGGUCAAUUUCUUAGGCAAUAGGCUGCCAAUCAAAGCCCUGGAAAUUAUUGGAAACAGUAUAGUGCCUUCCAAAUUAAAAAGCAUAAAGAUCUAUGUAGCUGCUGAACCCGGGGAAGAACGCAUCGGUUAUAUAGGGGAUUGUUUUUCGCACUUCCUGGAAAAUACGCGCAAUUCACAACUGACGUCAGUGGGAGUUAGCUCAAAUUGCAUGGAACCUUUGAGCGUAAAAAAGUUCUCUAGAAGUCUCGCAAAUUCAACCAUCACGCAUUUGAAUCUGGCUUCCAACUGUUUAGAGGAUGCUGCCAUGUAUUUGAAGGAUAACUUAGUGCUUAGCGCCAUCACGCAUUUAAAUUUGUCCGACACCAGUUUAAAUGACGACGGAGUGGAAAUAUUGACUCAGUGUCUAGGGAACACUAAAAUUAUUGACCUGGAUCUUUCGGCAAACCUCGUCACAAAUCGUGGUGCGGUAGCACUUGCUCGCUGUCUCAAAAGCACAAAGUUGAUUUCACUCAACGUCGAGUUUAACAGGAUCGGGCUGGGUGGGUUGAAAUUCCUGGCUUCACACGCAGAAAAUACGUUUAUCACUACGUUUAAGGCUGACAGCCUCGGAAAUGAAUGGAUAUGGCCAAUCGAUAAAGUUGUCUGGGGUAAUCGAAUUCUGGUCCAUAGACUAGUCAGUUUUUUUAAGCUUAUUCGACCAGAAAACUGUGCGGAGACUUUUAACUUUGAUCGUGCCAUCAUCGACGAUGACAUUCCCAAGUUCUUGGAGGAAUGUUUCAAGUUCUAUAAGACAGUCAUAGACCAACCCUCUGCGAUAAGCGUUAUCAGUCAAGAAGAAAAUCUGUCGCACGGCAAGAAUGAAUGCGUAGCUCUACUUAUGGAGGAUUUUCCGCGGCAAUUUGCCGAGUUCGUAAGUAGUAGGAUUGAGGCCGAUGUUGCGGAGCAUGUAGCAAUUUUAGCUAGAGCUGACGAAUUGGCUUUAAAUAAAAUCGUUGAACACUUACUGUUAUGCCGCCCUAUAUAUAUUAUCGACGAAGAGAAUGAAAUUUUGCAUCCGGUCGUGUAUAGAUUGCUUUUAAAGUACAAAAUGCCUUUGUGCAAUCUAGACGUCGAACCAGACGGUUUAAAAAAAAUUCUGAAGUUUUUCACGGACAACCCGGAGCUAGAGGGCGCCUUGGAAACGGUCAAUUUAUUGAGUAUCAUCAAAUAAAGUGUCGCAUUUAUUUUAGGAAGAUGCAAUUGCUCUCUCCUUACCCAAGGGUUUCGAUAUUGGACCUAUAAAGUACAAUAUUUUCCUAGUUAUCUAAUUGAUUUGACCAACUAUUUGCAAGUCUAUGCCGCAUUAAUCGCAUUGAUAGGAAAAUUUUGAGAGUAGCAAGGACAAAGGAAUCAAGUGACAUCUUUUGGACGCGAUCAACGUCAAAAAACUACACAGAUGAUACCUAAGGACCACCGAUUAACUUUUAACUCGAUAAGGUGAGGAAAAAAGUUCUUGCGUUCAGUUCAUCUCAUAAUAUACCUUAAGAUAGUUUAAAGGGGAAAUAUUUCCAUUUUUUUUAUAAGUGCCUAUAAAUUUUUUUACCUGUGAUACGCUCUAUUUGAAGGGGUCAAAACCAGAAAGGCUUGAUUGUGUCGCAUUGCCUCAGAACUUCAUCCGACAAAUCACCUUUGUGUUAAUUGGAAUCAGCAAAUUUUACAUCGAAAAUGUCUGGUAAUUUUCACAAAUUUUCAAAGAAUAUUCCUCCUAAAUUCAAACUGUAUAAUUUGCACUUUUUGUAGUAUAUUAACGGAUUAUUAUAAGUAGCUUUACAGCGAUUCAGGCAAAUUAAACCUCUCAGGCUUGGGCUCCUUCUAUUAACCACUAUUGAUCGGAUUUAUGUUUGAGUUUUUUCUCCUUUUGUGCCAAUAUUUACAUUUUUUAUGGAGAUGCUAAGAAGAAAAAAGGUUCCUUUAUCACAUUCUCACCUAAAAAUCACCUUUUUUUUAAAGUUUAGCAGUUCUGCAAAAGUUUAGCCUCAGUCUCGCCAAUGGUGUUCUCCUCUGUUCUAGAUGUGCAAAGAGUUUCUUUUAAUUUUAUUAAAGUUUUAGGUAGUUUUAAUUGUUAUUAUCUUUAAGUUUUAUGAAGGGUUCUACCUUAAAGUAAAUACUUGCCAAGUUCUGCACCAUGGCAAAGAGAAGAGAUGAUUCAAGGUGUACCUACUGUCGUCGUUCCAAAUUUAUAUUUUUAUCAUUUCUGAAUUUCAAAGCUCAUGGAAUAGAGUUUUUUUUCCCUGAUCAAAUUUCAGCACAGUCUAUUACCAAUUUAGUGUAAAUAGUUUUGGAUAAAUUCCUCAUUUUUUUCUUUUUAACAUUUUCCAUUUUUCCAAGACACUAAAUCAUUGUGUCGCUGUAUACCUUACAUUAUCGCUUAAUUAACAAGCGUAAAUUACUAUUAUUUUUUUACUAAAUCAAAUUUUUGUAUUCCCGAGGGAAAUUUAAACAAAUAUGAAAAAUGGAAAUGGUCAGGUGUGUUUCCCGAAUUGUUUUUCGGGAAAUGUUUACCUCAAAACUUACUCCUGUGUUACAUCUCGUCCCAUUCUGAUAUUUUAAUUUUUUUUUACUCUUUAAUUUAAAAAGAAUGAUUUAUGUUUAUACUCAUACUUGAAUGUUUGUAUUGUUUUUCCUAUAAUUGUUUUUUCAUUAAUAAAUACGAUCUUGGUCUUGAAA